Molecule: messenger RNA, 13027 nt
Organism: Grus americana (Whooping crane)
Lineage: Eukaryota; Metazoa; Chordata; Aves; Gruiformes; Gruidae
Gene: DOCK11
Product: dedicator of cytokinesis 11
Exons: 54
Coding region: 83-6277 (2064 amino acids)
Biological process (GO): positive regulation of filopodium assembly; positive regulation of GTPase activity; small GTPase-mediated signal transduction
Molecular function (GO): guanyl-nucleotide exchange factor activity
Source: RefSeq, a predicted model, not a curated record
CCGCGGCUCGGCUCAGCUCAGCUCAGCUCAGCUCAGCUCAGCUCGGCGCGGCGCCGCAGCGGUCGGUGCGGACCAUGUCGCCAUGUCGGAAGUGAGGAAGUUCACGAAGCGGCUCAGCAAGCCGGGCACGGCCGCCGAGCUGCGGCAGAGCGUCUCGGAGGCAGUACGCAGCUCCUUCGUCCUGGAAAAAACCAAAGUGGUUGAACCCUUGGACUAUGAGAACGUGAUCCUUCAACGUAAAGUUCAGAUCUACAGUGAUCCCCUCCGGGACCUGCUGAUAUUUCCGAUUGAGGAUGUAUCUAUCUCAGUCAUCGGUCGGCAGAGAAGGACUGUCCAGUCUACAGUGCCAGAAGAUGCUCUAAAGAAAGCGCAGAGUCUCUUCAUCAAAGAGUGCAUUAAAACCUACAGCUCAGACUGGCACGUGGUAAACUACAAGUAUGAGGAAUACUCAGGAGACUUUCGGAUGUUGCCAUGUAAGUCCUUUAGGCCAGACAAGAUUCCAAGCCACGUGUUUGAAAUCGAUGAAGACUUUGAAAAGGAUGAGGAUUCCUCAUCCCUGUGCUCCCAGAAGGGUGGUGUGAUAAAGCAAGGCUGGCUGCACAAAGCAAAUGUAAAUAGCACAAUCACUGUCACCAUGAAGGUAUUCAAGAGGAGGUAUUUCUACUUGUCACAACUCACAGAUGGCUCCUAUAUUCUUAAUUCCUACAAAGAUGAGAAAAUUUCAAAAGAAUCCAAAGGCUGUAUUUUCUUGGACGCUUGCAACGAUGUUGUUCAGUGUCCUAAAAUGCGCCGUUAUGCAUUUGAACUCAAGACGAUAGAUAAGUACAGCCACUAUCUGGCAGCUGAAACUGAGCAGGAGAUGGAGGAGUGGCUGGUAACUCUGAGAAAGAUCAUUCAGAGCAAUACCGAAGGUUUGGUGCAAGAGAAGAAGGAUACUGUGGAAUCUGUGCAAGAUGAUGAAUCAAGCACGCAGGGAAAAUCGGAGAACAUCCUGGAGAGCCUGGAAAGAAGCAUGCAUCCGGAGCUGAUGAAGUAUGGAAGAGAAACAGAUCAGCUGAACAAACUGAGCAGAAAUGAUGGAAGACAAAACCUCUUUUCUUUUGACCCAGAAGUCCAGAGGCUAGACUUCUCGGGGAUUGAGCCAGACGUGAAGCCAUUUGAGGAAAAGUGCAGCAGGCGCUUCGUGGUGUGCUGCCAGGACUUCUCCCUCAACCUCCUUGCUCAGCUCAGCGACAGGUCGGAAGGAGGACCCACCAACGUUGAGCCCUUUUUCCUAAGCUUGGCAUUAUUUGACCUGAAAAAUAAUUGCAAGAUUUCAGCUGACUUCCAUGUGGACUUGAACCCUCCAUCUGUCCGUGACAUGCUGCUGGAUAACUCUGCGUCUGGAGCGGAGGGCACCAAGGGACAUUUGCCGGGCGAGAGCCUUGUGCACGGAGUCCCCGAGUCUUGCCUGCGCUACAUAAAACGGGGGGUUUUCUCCGUGACAGACCCACACGUAGAGAUCUUCCUGGUGGCCCGCGUGGAGAAGGUGCUGCAGGGCAGCAUUACGCACUGUGCAGAGCCAUACAUCAAAAACUCGGACCCGGGGAAGACUGCCCAGAAGGUCCAUAAGGUGGCCAAGCAGGUGUGCAGCCGUCUGGGGCAGUACAGGAUGCCCUUCGGCUGGGCUGCCAGACCAGUUUUCAAAGACUCCCAGGGCGCUCUUGAUGCUGAAGGAAAAUUCUCACCUCUGUACAAGCAAGACAGCAGCAAACUCUCAAAUGAAGAUAUGCUGAAGCUUCUAGCAGAGUAUAAGAAACCAGAGAAGACGAAACUACAGGUCAUUCCAGCUCAGCUAAAUAUCGUCAUCAAAGACAUCCCACUAGACUUCACAAAUUGUGUCACAGCUUCUUAUAUUCCUAUAAAGCCUUUUGAGAAGAGCUGUGAGGACAUUGCAGUUGAAGUGGAGGAGCUUGUCCCAGAAGUUGCAAAAUACUGUUAUCCCUUCACUGUAUACAAAAACCACCUCUAUGUCUACCCCUUGCAUUUGAAGUAUGAGAACCAGAAGGUGUUUGCGAAGGCAAGGAAUAUUGCUGUCUGUGUAGAGUUCAGGGAUUCAGAUGAAGCUGAUGCCAAGCCAUUGAAGUGUAUAUAUGGCAAACCCGGAGGCCAUCUCCUGACCACAAACGCAUAUGCUGCUGUGCUGCAUCACAAUCAGAGUCCGGAGUUCUACGACGAGAUUAAAAUUGAGCUUCCAAUUCACCUCCAUCAAAAGCAUCAUUUGCUUUUCACCUUCUAUCAUGUCAGCUGUGAAAUAAAUACAAAGGCAACAUCGAAAAAACAGGACACCGUUGAAACUCAAGUGGGAUAUGCCUGGGUCCCGUUGCUGAAGGAUGGGCGGAUUGUCACCCUGGAGCGGCAUUUGCCGGUUUCGUCCAACCUUCCACCUGGCUACCUGGGUCUUGGGGACACAGAGUCACGAAGGCAGCCCAGUGUGGAUGCGAAGUGGGUGGAUGGAGCAAAGCCACUGUUUAAACUCAGAAUCCAUUUGGACUCAACCAUUUACACCCAGGACAUGCACUUGCACAAAUUCUUCCAGUACUGCCAGCUGGUUCAGGCGGGAGCUAAGGAAGUCCCAGGAGAGCUUGUUAAAUGCCUAAAGUGUUUGCACGCCAUGGAGAUCCAAGUAAUGAUUCAGUUUCUACCUGUAAUUCUUAUGCAACUAUUUAGAGUCCUUACAAAUGUGACCCAGGAAGAUGAAGUAGCUGUCAACUGCACCAUGGUUCUUCUGCACAUCGUGUCCAAGUGCCAUGAAGAAGGUCUAGACCACUACUUGCGCUCCUUCAUAAAGUACGUCUUUCGAGCUGAGAAACCCAGUGUCGCACAGGCGAAGAUGACCCAUGAAAUCCUGGUCCUUUCCAUGGCUACGAUCUUGAAGCAGUCGGCAGAUUUUCUAGCCAUCAAUAAGCUACUCAAGUACUCGUGGUUUUUCUUUGAAGCACUGGCGAAGUCAAUGGCAAUGUACUUACUGGAAGAAAACAAAAUCAAGCUGCCCAGAGGUCAGCGCUUCCCUGACUCCUACCAGCACGCCUUGCAUUCAUUGCUGCUUGCCAUCAUUCCUCACGUGACCAUUCGCUAUAACGAAAUCCCCGAAGAGUCCAGGAAUGUCAACUUUAGCUUGGCGAACUUCCUGAAGCGUUGUUUGACCUUUAUGGACAGAGGAUUUGUUUUUAACUUGAUAAAUGAUUACAUUUCUGGAUUCAGCCCAAAAGACCCUAAGCUGCUGGUUGAAUACAAGUUUGAAUUUCUUCAAACCAUUUGCAAUCAUGAGCACUACAUUCCUCUGAACUUACCAAUGACCUUUUCCAAACCCAAACUGCAAAGAGUUCAAGAUGUAAAUCUUGAAUACAGUUUAACUGAUGAGUAUUGCAGGCAUCAUUUCCUGGUGGGGAUGCUUCUCAGAGAAGCCUCUGUUGCCUUGCAGGACAACUACGAUAUCAGAUACACGGCCAUCUCAGUCUUAAAAAAUCUCUUGAUAAAGCAUGCCUUCGACAACAGAUACCAGCACAAGAACCAGCAGGCAAAAAUAGCCCAGCUCUACCUGCCACUGUUCGGGCUGCUCCUGGAGAACCUCCAGCGAGUGGCCAGCCACGAGGCUCUCUACUCUUGCGCAGCUGCCUCCAGCCCCGCAUCAAGGGAUGAAUUCAUGUGCAGUUUUGCAUCCCCAUCAAAUAGAUCCAGCCUGAUUGCAGACAAAGAUCCAGCCUGUGGAGCAGCGCUUCCAAAUGGCCACGCAAUAAAGCGAGAGGACUCGAAAGGAUCCCUGAACUCAGAGGGGGCAACCGGUUCUCCAGAUCAGAGUGAAAAUAUCCGCAGAAGCUCCACAAGGAGCAGUGUGUCGCACUGCAGCCGCCUGGACCAGUUUGAGAUCCGGACGCUCCUGAUGUGCUACCUCUACAUCGUGAAGAUGAUCUCUGAAGAUACUCUUUUAGCUUACUGGAACAAAUUCUCCCCCCAAGAGCUGAUCAGUGUCCUUGUGCUUCUGGAGGUGUGUUUAUUUCACUUCAGAUACGUGGGGAAGAGAAAUAUCGCCAGCUCCUGCAUGAGACCCCCAGGCCCAGGCGCUCCUGGCUGCCCGCGCAGGUUGGCAGUGUCCCCCACAGUCGGCUGCAGGGUGCAUGACGCCUGGUUAUCCAAGCACACGGGAGCCGAUAGGAAAUCCCAGACGAUGCCAGCGCUCCGCAGCAGAGCUGGGGGGAUGCAGGUGCGGCUCCAGCAUCUGGGCAGCUUGGAGACCUCCUUCACGCUCAACCACAAUACAGGCACCUCAGAAGCAGAUAUUGUGCACCAGGCAUUACUGGAGGGCAAUAUCGCCACCGAAGUGUGCCUGACGGUCCUGGACACCAUUUCUUUCUUCACUCAGAGUUUCAAGACCCAGCUUUUAAGCAACGAUGGCCACAAUCCACUCAUGAAGAAGGUUUUUGAUAUUCAUCUUGCUUUUCUCAAAAACGGGCAGUCAGAAGCAGCUCUUAAGCAUGUGUUUGCCUCUCUGAGAGCUUUCAUUAGCAAGUUUCCCUCAGCAUUUUUCAAGGGAAGAGUGAACAUGUGCGCUGCACUCUGCUACGAGAUCCUGAAGUGCUGCACUUCCAAGGUGUCCUCCACGAGGAAUGAAGCCUCUGCUCUUCUGUAUCUUCUGAUGAGAAAUAACUUUGAGUUCACCAAAAGGAGAACAUUUCUAAGAACACAUCUUCAGAUAAUAAUUGCAGUGAGCCAAUUAAUAGCAGAUGUGGCACUCAGUGGUGGAACAAGGUUUCAGGACUCCUUGCUCAUCAUUAACAACUUUGCAAACAGUGACAGGCCUAUGAAGGCAACUGCUUUUCCCUCCGAAGUCAAAGAUUUGACGAAAAGAAUCCGUACAGUGCUUAUGGCUACCGCACAAAUGAAAGAACAUGAAAAGGACCCAGAAAUGUUGAUAGAUCUACAGUACAGUUUAGCCAAAUCUUAUGCAAGUACCCCAGAGCUCCGGAAAACCUGGCUGGACAGUAUGGCAAAGAUACAUGUAAAAAAUGGAGACUUUUCAGAGGCAGCCAUGUGUUAUGUUCAUGUAGCAGCCCUCGUCGCGGAGUUUCUGCACAGGAAAAAACUCUUCCCCAGUGGAUGCACCACCUUCAGGAAAAUCACUCCCAACAUUGAUGAAGAAGGUGCAAUGAAAGAAGAUGGUGGGAUGAUGGAUGUACAUUACAGUGAGGAAGUCCUGGUGGAGCUGCUGGAGCAAUGUGUAGAUGGGCUGUGGAAAGCAGAGCGCUAUGAAGCAAUUUCUGAAGUUUCCAAGCUGAUCAUUCCUAUUUAUGAAAAGCGGCGUGAAUUUGAGAAACUCACUCAGCUGUACAGAACGCUUCAUGGAGCAUAUGCUAAGAUAUUGGAAGUAAUGCACACAAGGAAGAGGCUUCUUGGAACCUUUUUCAGAGUGGCCUUUUAUGGACAAACAUUCUUUGAAGAAGAAGAUGGGAAGGAAUACAUCUAUAAGGAACCCAAGCUAACAGGCCUUUCGGAGAUCUCCUUCAGACUUCUUAAACUUUAUGGAGAAAAAUUUGGGUCGGAGACUGUAAAGAUUAUCCAGGAUUCUAACAAGGUCAAUGUUAAAGACCUUGAUCCUAAGUAUGCCUAUAUUCAAGUAACUUAUGUGAAGCCCUAUUUUGAAGACAAAGAAAUCUCUGAAAGAAAGACUGAAUUUGAAAGAAAUCAUAACAUCAAUAGAUUUGUAUUUGAAACUCCUUACACUUUAUCUGGAAAAAAGCAUGGCAGUGUGGAAGAACAGUGUAAAAAAAGGACCAUUCUAACUACUUUGAACUCCUUUCCAUAUGUGAAGAAGAGAAUUCCAGUCAAUUAUGAACAUCAGGUUAAUUUAAAACCAAUUGAUGUUGCUACUGAUGAAAUAAAAGACAAGACAGCAGAGCUGCAGAAACUCUGCUCUGCUGGUGAUGUUGACAUGAUCCAGCUGCAGCUCAAAUUGCAAGGCUGUGUUUCUGUGCAGGUUAAUGCCGGUCCCUUGGCCUAUGCCAGAGCUUUCCUAAGUGACAGCCAGUCCAGCAAAUAUCCUACUAAGAAGGUGAAUGAGUUAAAAGAAAUGUUCAGGAAGUUUAUACAAGCCUGUGGAAUUGCUCUGGAGCUCAACGAGCGACUCAUUAAGGAGGAUCAAGUGGAGUACCAUGAGGGUCUAAAAUCAAACUUUCGGGAUAUGGUGAAAGAGCUUUCUGACAUCAUCCACGAACAGGCACGUACUGCAUAUCUACCAUGAAGAUACAAUGCAUUCGCCGUGGAUGCAUGACUCCCUACAUGUUUUCUGUGCGAUCAGCGGAACAUCUGGUGAUGGAAAUUACUGUUCACUCAGACCCACUGCUGAAAUUUAAACAUAUCAGUCAUAUUUUACAGAGCUUUCUCAGGAAUACUUGGAACUGUACAAAGGAUGUUUAAAAAAAUCCAUGAUGAGCAAAGAUUUUUUUUUUUUUUCCCCAAAAAAGUUGCCAUGCUUUCAAACAGGGUGCUUGCUUAUUUUGCCAAGCAACAUUGAAAGUGCCUGGACAUUGCGCCACUGUGCUUGUUUUCUACUUUUUUCUUUUUUUAAGUAAAUGUAUAACAGGACGUGGAAAGGCAGUUAUCAAAACAUGUAUUGAAUUGCUGAACUAUGAAUUGAAAUAACAACUGUGUAAAAUUGUACAAUGGAAUAUAAUAAAAUGUAAAACUACUUUGUAAAUAGAAGGAGCAUAGAGUAUAUAGAAUUUAGCAUUAUAUCAUAUUUGCUGCUAAAAAAGCUUUGUUGAACAGGGAACAUGAAGGAGAAAUUGUAGUCACUAGUAAGAGACCUUCCUCUUCUAAAAAGUGACUUGGGGUCCAGGUGCCCCUGUUGCACUCAGACAAUGCGAAUAAACUUCUCCUAGUCUGGAAUAACUAAAACCUAAGUCAGAAAUGAUAAUUUUCAUACAUCCUCCGAGCAGAUAAUUCUAAACUAACCCUCAUGAGAGCUGAGCUUACUAUAGCUGAUUUCAAUUUUGGCUAACCUUUCAUGGCUGCAGGAAGAUGGAUUGUAUUCGCUGAGGAGAUUUAUCAUUUGAUAUGAGUUUUUCUAUUUACCAUUCAUGGUCUCAGACAAAUAUAAACUCUGAGGACACCUUAAAUUGAGUUGGGAAUUAUCAAGUGCUUUAACACCUUUCAGAAAAAUUCUAAUAAACUGUGAGAUGUGUUUUAAAAAAAAAAUGCAGCACAUCAAAAUAAUUCAUACAAAAUUGAGGGGGUUUUUUAACAUCAUAUGACAUGCAUGUUCAUGCAUGUUCCCUCCUGUUAAACAGAUCUGUUUUCUGAAAGCCCAUUGUUUUUGUCUGACAUAUUAUUUUCCAGACUUCUUUUAUUCCUUCUUCCCCUCCCCAAAGCUUUAAUACAUUAUCUCUGUCUCUUUUUGAUAAGACACUUUCAGAUGCAGGAAGAAGAAAACAGAUCAGUAAUUCUUUUAUCCAGCAGCAUUUUUUAAAUCCAUGUUUUUUGAAAUCCCAUAAAUUGUAAAAGUGGUUCCAGUAGUUCAUAUGGGAAGGGUGGGGGUUUUUAAGGAUAUGUAACAAAAUGCCAUAAUAAAAGGACUCUAGCUGGGUAUUUAGCUUGGCUAUAGUGUCUAUAAAAUGUUAGGCUUCUAAUUUCUGUAACAAAAAUUAUCUUCAAAUAGUAACUGGACCACAUUUCAAAAUGUUUAUUAUGCACGAUUCUAAAUACCUAAAAUUAAUUGUCUUCUGAGAAAAUAAUGUUGUGAUCCGUAAAUUCACCCAUUAGCUGUUGCAAGCAAAAUACAGAUGUGCCUAUGGAACAAACAGACCACAUUUCUGCUUGUAUGUGCUUUUAUGCCAGGCAGGCUCUAAAUUUAGCUUAACAGAAAGAGGAAGAGAGACUAGUUUGUUUAAAUAUGGUUACUACCUUAUUGAUUUUCAUCUUUCAACAAAUAAUAUUCAAAGGCAGAUAGUGAGAGUUUUCCAAGUUACUUUACUAAAAGGUGAUGAAGCUCUUUAACAGUGGAUACAUUACAAGAUUUUUUUUGAGCUAGUUAAACUCUAAACAUCAGUACUAAAGCCACAUGUUGAAUACAGUGAGCAAUGAUGCGAUGUGGACAUCCAAAAGCUCUUGCACUAUAGCUCUUUUAAAUACUACAGCUAACCUAAUAGUUUUCCUGGAAUUGCAGUGAAGUUCUUAAUCAGGUUUUUUGAUGUCUUUAAUGUUCUGAAAUAACAUUGUUGGGUGAAUUUUCGAUUGUUAUUCCUUCUUUUUGCUGGAAUUCCAGUGAAAUUCUUACUCACAUCUUCGGAUGUCUUUAAUGGUCCAAGAUGAAUUUUUGUUUGAACUUCUCAUUUUAUUGUUGGUAUUGGAGUUGUCCUGUUUUUUUCAAUUUAAUAGAUUAGAAAGCUGGCUCGGUAAUUCAGCCAUAAAAAGUAUUUAAUACCAGUCCAGUUAGAAUAUAUACAGCCAGUACGGUUCAGAAUACACAUUUACAUGCAGUUUUGAUGAAUUAGAAAAAUGAUCAUGCCCUAAGGAUUUGCCUUCUGUCCUGCAGGUAAAUAAUUCAACUGUUUUUUUAACAGAAAAAUCUGAAAGGCAAAUUUGUUCUUUUUAGAUGGGUUAUUAAAAGACUGGUAACAAACCAGUUUCUUUACAUUUUCACCAAUCUAGAAAUGAUAGGGAGUGGUCAUUAGAUGUUUUACAGCUGUAUCUGGACAAUGGUGCCAAGAAGGUGUUCACAUUUUCUCUUCCUAUCCUUUUCCUACAUAACUGUCCCAGUUUUUAAAUAAGUCCUCCAGAUUUUUUUCUUAUUUCUGGUUUGAACAGCUCAAUUGACAGAUAUAUCUGGGGAGCAUACUAAAUAUGUGCCUGUUUUAUGUAGCUGAUACUCACAUUAGGUACUUCCUAUUUGCUGCCUUUUUUGGAAGAAUAUAAAUAUUUGUUGUUCAUUAACACUUGUUUUUCUUACGUUGCCUAAGGAAUGAUGGGAGGUUUUUUGUCUGGAAAAAUAAGUAGACAUAUUUCAAAUUAGAACCUGGCAUGCACUCUUUCUAUAUAUCAAUAUAGCUACAUAUACAUAUUUUAUAUAUACACCUCUAAUUACCUUUGCUGCAAAACUGCUAUAUAACACAUCAAGUCUCCAGAAGGGAUGCAUUGGUAAUUUUGCAAUCACUCAAUUGUUUGCAUAAAAGGAGAAGAAAUAGGGUAAAGUAUCUGUCAAUGAGGAUUAAGAGCACUUGGCUGCUCUCAGUAUCAGGACUGUUUUGGACAAUGGUACGUGUUAGAGCCAGAUUGUUUGCAAAUAGAACAUAUAAAGCAACACAGGGUCUGCCAGCACUUUAUGUGCAAGAACAUGCUUUUAGAGAUUUAUACACCUAGACAGAGUAAGCAAAGAGUGAACAUUUACUCUCUUCUUUGACUUACUGCUUCUCUGUCUGCAGAGAGAUUAGAAAGUAGUAUUUUAAGACAAAUAACUUCAGAGUUACAUUUCUUUCCCCCAAAAAAAUCUGGAACCCAGAAUUUACUGCAGGCAAGGAUAUAUUUCUACGUACUUCUUGAUGUUCUAAAUUUCUUCUGAUAAUACAAAUUUUCAUGAGAUAGGCCAACAAAUGGAAAAUCAUGGUUGUAAGAAUAUCUGUAGUGUGUAAUGCGUUUAUUUUGUUCCAGAAGCCUUUUGAACAUAUGCCACAUGGUACUUGAUAUAGAAUAAGAGUUUACAUAAACAUAGCACCUUUUGUCUCAAAGCAGAUAAAAUAUGUUUGUUUUCCCUUCCUGUAGAGACAGAGUCUCAUGGACUUCACAGCAGGCUUCAGAAUAAUGUGGUGUUUGACAUAACACAGCCCAAAAGACUUGAGGAAAACAUGUAGAAGUCAUGAGCUCAAAAGUCUCAUACAAAUAAAACCCCAUCUUACUCAAUUUACCCACUUGAGGAGAGUAGCAUGUUCAUUUGAUGUUCACUGAGCUGAACCCUUCUAAUUAAACAAAGGGUUCUUACUGGAUUGAGGAGUACUGGGUACAGAUAAUUAUUACACAGCCACAGACUGUAGUCCUUAACCUUUAAAUAACAUGCUUGUGUCAAGCAAUGGUGAACCAAGUAUGAUACACACAUUAUUUCAGCUAUUCUGGAUGUAAUUUACUCUCUUUUCAUAUAAAUGUAACACCUAGUACUACAUAUUCAUAACAGAAAUGCUUUUAUCAUGCAUGUUGUAUAUAAUACGUGUGUUGUACAAGCCCUGUUCAACCUUCUGUGUGUAACGACAGAACAGUACAUCCCGUCUGCCUCGGUUGUUAACUGAUGUACCUCUGACACCGAGUAAUACGAUCCUAUAUGGCUCUUUUUAUUCUCAUUUUCUUUUUCUUGAAGAAUCAAUAAUUUUGACCAGAAGCCAAUCACAUUUCAGUCAAUCCAGAUAAAAUAGAGUUUAUUCCAGGUCAAAAUAAAAGGCUACAAAACCAGGAAAAGUAAAUGUUGCAAUAAACAUGGUUUGUUUAGGGUUUUGUUUUUUUCCCUUCACAGAACAGGAUGAGUGAUCUGAAGCUAAUACCAGCGUACAAUUCAUGGGACUAAAACCUACUCAAAUGAGGUAUUGCAGAUGCUGCCUCUAAAGAAGAUUACUGUAAUAAAUCUUCAAAUACAUAAGUACACCAAAUGAAAUUGUUAACAGUAAAUUAUUCAGCAGCAAAUAGAAGGUGUUGAUUCAGAAAUACUGAAAGGGCACAAAUACCACACAUCCAGCUGGGAGGAUCUCAAAAACAUGGUUCAUCAGGAAACCUGAGACAGAUACCAAGGUGCAUACAAAUUUAUAAAUAAAAAUAAGGUGUGAAUCACUAAUAUGGAAAUGUCCCAACAAAUCACCUUACUUUCCUAAAGAAUAUUCAGUAAGUUUGUGAUCGGGUUUUUGCUCUGGUUGGUAGUUCCAAUUUUCAAACCCAGACUAACGUUCUUUGGGAAUGUAUUUAUUGUUGCUCUACUCCAACUAAUUCAACUUAAAUGGCUAGUAUACUAAUAUACAUGCCAAGCUCAGGCAGUUGUAUUGGCUGUUACAUGAUGUAACGGAAGUCAGCUAUACUGUUAUUUACCUCACACCAUCAGAUGUUUUUUCUACUGCUCUCUUCCACCACUGAGGCUUCCUGUACAGGGCUCCUGCAAGCCUUGGCCAAACAGCUGUAGAACCGGGUUCAGGCCCUGCCUCCCUCCCUUGACGAGUAAUAGGAGGCCAAGGAGUCACUCCCUUGCCAAGCAGAUCAGUGAAUUAAACAGACCCUGGUGUUUAGGGAACUAUGAGCGGAAAGGUUGAUGCAUGGACUUGCACUAGCAAUUUAUUGGAGGGGGGAUACAAUUUUUUUCACAAGCAUACGUGUUUCCCUAUUGACUGUAAAAUGCUCUUCAAAGGAUGUAGUUUUUAUUCCGUGUAAUUUCUGAUUUCCGGUGAUGCUUGGGCAGCAGCUCGGAGAGAACUUGCAGAGUUCAUGGCCGUUUUGAACACACCUAUCACAAAGCUCUAGAUGUCCCUCAACGAACACUGAGGUCAAAAAGGGAGAGGCCCUGUGAGUCAGAUCGGGUUUUUUCAGCUCACAGGUUUGGAUUUUUUUGCCUCAGAUCCAGCUGUAUUCUAAUUGACUCUGCCCUUUUUUGAACUGACCCCAGCCAUCUUCUGAAGAGCCUAUAAUUAUGUCAGUUGAGACCUAAAGUGUUCACAGAAGCUGCUGCAAAAUCAGAAAUUAUAAAGGAGGAAUCUCACCAUCCAUGUGGGGCAACUAUGGACUCUUCUGCUCGCAAAAGGGACAAUUCCCCACAGCCCCAUGCUGCUAAUUACUGCUGCCUCUUGUUGGGCAUAGCGAUCAUGCAGCCACACCAUGCAUCAGUGUCAUUUCUUAAUAUGAUUUAGAGAACAUGCACAGAAAAAAAGUAUUAGUUGGGGUUUUUUAAUGCAUCAGCAAACUUGCUGCACAGCCCCACGAUCAGUAGCUUUGUUUGUGUAGGUGGCAACAGCAGGAACACAUGGCCAAGGGCAGAUCACCAGCAUGAUCAUAAAUCAGGUUACACCAAGCACGAAGCCAUACCCCAAGUACUUAUUUAACAGAUUAUUUUAAAGAUACCUCAGGUGUGUCUAUAUGAGUUCCAGUCACUACAGUGCAGGCAUGUUGUCUGAGAACAUGAGCAAGCAUGAGAUUUGCAACGGAAAGAUGCAGGACGGGACUCAAUGAGAUUGAGAAAUGGGAAGUCUCGGGUAGGUGGCAAGGAUCAAAGGCUCUGGCAGGAAUUCUGAUUGCCAUACACCAGGAUGGGAAUGCGACAUCAAGCCGAGCGCUCAGGGAGGAGGAAGAGAGCUGGGGAAAAAACAUUUCAGCUGCCAACAACAACGGGCAGGCAGCCAAAAGUGUGUGAACCACUGGAUGCGUGCUUGGCACUGGCUCUCCCAGGAGAAAGAGUGUACAAAACAGAAGAAAGGAAGGAAAGAAAACAUCAGCAAGGAAACCGAAAGCAAGAAGGGAGGUCACCGUAUCUGGGAUCAGCUUUACUCUACAAAGGUUAUCACUAUCAGGGAUAGUCCAUGCCAGCUAUAGGUAGUUGCACAGCCUGAGCACAGUCACACAGUUUAACAUUCCAAAGUCACACAACUUAAAAGUUCCAUGUCCUGCAACUUCAAGCCACAAUUUUUAUUUGGUUAUAAUUGCAGGUCCUUGGGCACUUUCUAACAGCAACUAGGAAAUUUGCUAAAUCCUCUUCUUUUCACAGGAUCUAAAAACAAACAGGCUGAAAAGCAAAAAAAACCCAAAACACAGGAUAUUCCCCACCCUAUCAUAAAAAGAUCCGCUUCCCUUUUUCUAAAAUGAGUGUCUAAAAAGCAGAUGAAUUCUUGCAAAACUCCUUGAAGAGCUGAGUAAAUAUUGAAAUCUUCUGUUGGCUUAGGAAUAAGUAAUUUUCACCAGUGAAUUUUGGUUUGCCUUGAAACUUAGCCAAAGUUUCCUCUCUGCUAGACUAUUUUUGUAAUACCUGUACUUGGGUGGC